AGGAAGAGCCAGAGGGGAGCCCAAACUGUGUUGUGAUAUGCUUAAAAUAAGUUAGAUUUAGUCUCCACGAAUAAGCAUGGGGAUUUGCUUCGGGCGGAAUACUCACCGACGAAUGACCGAUGAAGAUUCUUGCUACGAAGCUACAUCCUUGGCUGAGCCCAAUAGAAUAUGGAGAUAUAUCCCGAAAUGGCUUCAACGGAGACCGAAGUUCGUAAUCGGUUCGACGAAUCCUUACUCGAAUCUCGGUCAGGAGGAAGGCAGAGAUCGUGAAUUAUACAAUCCAGUCGUGGACGGUCGAGAAUUAUGGCCGCACGAAAGUCCCGACGUAUGGGCCGUACCUGCCGAUGAACCAGCGAACGAACGGGCUUCGAAUAAUAAUCUACGCAUAAAUUCGAAAGAAGCCAUUGCUUCAGGCUCGCACUCGUCGAUUGACCUCGAGUGGGAGAACGACGGAGUCUUACCGAGAACCUGCGACGUAUCUCAGAGAAGACCGUCUACGGAGCAUCAUGAGAGGAUGAGUUUGAAUUCUGUGACAUCGCAUAGAAGUCGGCAUUCGUCACUAUCGAACGACCUCGAAUGGGAUGAGGAUUUCGCUGACCCCUACACUUUCCAGUCUCUGCGAGUGGAUUUCGAUACGGAGCAGUUGAUAGCAGAAAUCGACAAAAUGACUGAGAAAGCGUUGAAAGAAACCGAACACGAAGAUAAAUCUCUCCCACCUUUCGAAUCUCUCGAUAGCAUGGCUAGUUUGUGAACCUCCUCCGAAAGCAAACUUCGCCUCCGGUGAUGCUCUGACGGCUGUCCGAGUUUUCCGACGCCCGAUGCCUACGAACGAGAUCUCUCGUCGAGCCCCCUCGUGGCCCCCCAGACACAUAACUUGUGACAAAGGGCUCAUCUAGAACCAAAACAAUGCAAGAUAAGUAUUGAAUUCUGAAGUGCUCAAGUUUGGGUACCUGGACCGACCGAGCGAGCGACUGCCGUACGAGUGGGCAAUGCGUCCGGUCGGGAGAGUGCUUGUGCCAAACCGUACGAAGUGAUAUCAUCAUAUCGAGUGUGAAUCGUGAACUUGAAGAUAAAUCGGAAAAUAUUCCGGGUCUUCAAGUCGGGGAUAGAUUAUCUACGCAUCAUACAGAACCCUCACAAUCCUCGAAAUUCUUCGACCCCGGCGGCAUCACAUUUCUACUUCUUAAAUUCGUUGCUCUUCCGAAACCUGUGUAUGUCGAACAUUUAUAAGAAUUGUACACAAGAGGUUGAGCAGUGUGCCCCGCCCAUCGAACCCUAGGUAUCAAAGAAUUCCCUACGAGCAGCGAUCCGUAGAAGCUGCGGAGAGAUAUAUGUAUUUUCUGAUUAUGCAAUAUUUUUUCACCAUGGCGAUCGUGCCGAACGUGAGAGAUUUAUAUUUGAGAGAGAGGAGGCGUGACAGAGAGAGAAAGACUACUGUAUUUUGUACUGUCAUGUGAGUUGGCCACAUUCCACUUCUUUCUAGAGAGGAGACAAAAUGACAGAGGUGCAUGAGUCGAUUGGAGACGGUGAGGUGAUAGAAAUUCCGACUUGUGAGCUCCUGUCGGCUCUUCGGAUUUGACUCAUAAUACAAUGCAUUUUUUAGCAUUCGAAAUGCUCGGCCAGAUGACUGACUCCAAGCUGCUUUGUCGCGGCGGAGUCCUGGGAACUCUCAGGGAGAGGUAUGCCGCGCCGUGUAAUCGAUGGAGCAUAUGUAAAAUGUUGUGCUAUGAGCUAGUCGCCAGAUCAUCU
Molecule: messenger RNA, 1749 nt
Organism: Galendromus occidentalis (western predatory mite)
Lineage: Eukaryota; Metazoa; Arthropoda; Arachnida; Mesostigmata; Phytoseiidae
Exons: 5
Coding region: 77-751 (224 amino acids)
Source: RefSeq, a predicted model, not a curated record